UGAGCAGCAAUAUGGAUUCGUCACUUCAAAGCUUAUGCUUCUUCUUCCUUGCCCUCUACACAGCAGCAGCACUUCUGGGAAGUUUGUUGGAUACACCGAGUAUGGUAUCAAGACCGCCGCCUUUUGGAACGCAAACCCAGAUAUGAUUGAACAUUUCAGAAGUUUCAAGGAGUUGUACUGUAAAGGCAACGUUGAUAUCGACUAUCAGAACGCGCUCACAAAGUCAGUCAAGCCUUCCGUCAGACUUCACUCGCAGUCGCCUCCCGGUGGCCCGCAUAGCGCCAUGUUAGUGUGCAGCGUCUACGACUUCUACCCAAAGCACAUUCGGGUCACCUGGCAAAGAAACAGACAGGAAGUCACUUCAAACGUCACCUCCACUGACGAGUUGGCCGACGGAGAUUGGUACUACCAGAUCCACUCGCAACUGGUCUACACACCAAGGCCUGGCGAUAAAAUCUCCUGCGUGCUGGAACAGGAACUUCUAUGCACCAAAUGGGGCAACACAUCUCACACACCUGUCAGUCUGACUCAUCAAUACCUGUCGGUCACUCACCUGUCUGACUCUCGCUGUUAAGAUCCGUCACUCUCCAAGUCAGAGACCAACCAGUUGGUCAUUGGGGCAUCAGGACUGGUUCUUGGGCUGGUCUGGCUCCUGGGAAGCUUCUUUUAUUACCAAAGUAAGAGUUCAGGUAAGACUUGUGCUGCGGAAGCACUUUUUCCGCACAA
Molecule: messenger RNA, 726 nt
Organism: Nerophis ophidion (straightnose pipefish)
Lineage: Eukaryota; Metazoa; Chordata; Actinopteri; Syngnathiformes; Syngnathidae
Product: HLA class II histocompatibility antigen, DP beta 1 chain-like
Exons: 4
Coding region: 35-574 (179 amino acids)
Biological process (GO): positive regulation of T cell activation; immune response; antigen processing and presentation of exogenous peptide antigen via MHC class II
Cellular component (GO): MHC class II protein complex; membrane
Molecular function (GO): MHC class II protein complex binding
Source: RefSeq, a predicted model, not a curated record